Messenger RNA from Fusarium tjaetaba, 1707 nucleotides. RefSeq names its product laccase precursor. NCBI's taxonomy places the organism in Eukaryota, Fungi, Ascomycota, Sordariomycetes, Hypocreales, Nectriaceae. The transcript is spliced from 5 exons. Bases 1 to 1707 code for a protein of 568 amino acids. The record is from RefSeq and is a predicted model, not a curated record. Gene Ontology annotation, molecular function: oxidoreductase activity; copper ion binding.
AUGGGCAAUACCAAUAGCAGUCCUUUCAAUCUCGGGGACCUGGGACAAUUGUCCCAGUUGCAGACCAAUGGGGAGUCCUCGUAUGGCACGUUUGAUGCACCUGACCUGCCAACUUUCCUGACUGACAACCCUACCCCUAAUGGCUACCCUUGGAGUACCAUGAAUUCCCAAACCAAUUACUAUCAGGACCAACCAAACACUGGGGUCAUUAGGAGGUACGACUUCACUGUCAGUCGGGGAACCAUCGCCCCCGACGGCUAUGAGCUGUCCACAAUCCUCGUGAACGGGCAAUUUCCUGCGCCCCUGAUUGAAGCAAACUGGGGUGACACCAUCCAAGUCACUGUUCAUAACGACUUGGACGAUGAGGGUGUCUCCUUGCAUUGGCAUGGUAUCCUUCAGAAGGGAAUGCCGUGGGAAGAUGGCGUUCCGGGUGUAACCCAAUGCCCGAUCCCACCUAAAAAGAGUUUCACGUAUCAGUUUCUGGCCGACCUGUAUGGAACAAGUUGGUACCACUCUCAUUAUUCCGCUCAAGUUGCUGCUGGUUUAUUUGGCCCAAUGGUCAUAUAUGGACCACGAGAAAAGAAAGACUACGACAUCGAUAUUGGGCCUAUUAUGUUGAGUGAUUGGUAUCACAAAGAGUAUUUCGACCUCGUUGAGGAGAUAAUGAAACCCGGCGGUAAUGGAGUUGUUUUCUCUGACAGCAAUCUCAUCAACGGAAAGAUGAACUUCAACUGCUCCAGUGUGGCACCGGGAGACAAGACGCCCUGCAAAAGCAAUGCUGGUAUCUCCAAAUUUCGCUUCAAGCGCGGUAAAGUCCACCGCUUACGUCUCAUCAACCCAAGUGCCGAAGCCAUACAACGAUUUUCCAUUGAUGGUCACACAAUGAAAGUCAUAGCGAAUGACUUUGUUCCAGUUCAGCCGUAUGAUACCAAAGUUGUAACUCUUGGGGUUGGCCAACGGACAGAUGUACUGGUCAGAGCCAACGGCAAAUUGGACUCAUACUGGAUGCGCAGCAACAUUUCUGCCAUCUGUAGUCUGGGUCGUGCCCCAGCUGCCCUUGCGGCAAUAUACUACGACAAUGCAAAUCAGAAAAAAGCACCCAAAUCACAGGCUUGGGACAUCCCUGAUCCAGGGACUUGUGCCAACGAUGAUUUGAGUAUCACAAAGCCCGUGAUGAAGCUGCCUUUGCCUCCAGCUGACAAGACUAUUGAGCUUGAUAUUGGUUCAUUCAAAAACGCAAGCAACGUCACGCUCUGGACGUUGGGGGGAGUGGCUGCAAGGACAAACUACAACAGUCCGACCCUGCUCCUCAGCAAACUUGGCAAUCACACAUUCGAGCCUGAAUGGAACGUGAUAAAUACUGGAAAGGCAAAGAGCGUGAGAGUGGUUGUCAAUAACAAGACUCCUGUGGCGCAUCCAAUGCACUUGCACGGCUUCAACAUACACAACCCACAGCGUCGCGACGUUGUUCAAAUUCGGGGCAAUGGUCACAUCGUGAUACAGUUCGAUGCCGGAGAAAAUCCGGGUGUAUGGCCGCUCCAUUGCCACAUCGCGUGGCACGUCUCGGCAGGCUUUCUCACGCAGUUUCUCACAAAUCCAGAUCAAGUCAAGAAACUACGUAUACCGAACGUGGUGGCUGAGACGUGCCGGCAGUGGGGACACUGGACACUCUCAAAUAUCCCGGCACAAAUCGACAGUGGACUGUAA